This is a messenger RNA of Anopheles arabiensis, 9733 nucleotides long. RefSeq lists its product as uncharacterized. Lineage: Eukaryota; Metazoa; Arthropoda; Insecta; Diptera; Culicidae. The transcript is spliced from 8 exons. Gene Ontology annotation, molecular function: ATP binding; protein serine/threonine kinase activity. The record is from RefSeq and is a predicted model, not a curated record. The coding region runs from base 1005 to 6293 and encodes 1762 amino acids. Gene Ontology annotation, biological process: regulation of DNA-templated transcription; protein phosphorylation.
CCGACUGCACGCUGUGUGCGUGUGUGUGUGUGUGUGUGUGAGUGUGUACCGUUGUGUGACUUGUGCGGUGUCGCUAGUGAGCAGCACACAGCCAUUCGUAUUUUUCCACCCGUCAACAGCGCAUCGAAACAAGGAUGCCAACAGUGUUGCGCGAGUGUGACAAACAGCUGAGACACACAGUGUGCGAGGAUGUGCGGUUAGGGCUUGCCGUUGCUGGCGUUGGUUCCCCUGAGUGUAUGUGUAUCUAAUCGAUUGCGUUAUUGAUUUGCAUCCGUUCAGUAAAGUGAAGAAGUGCUGCAACACAACACGCGCAUCCCCGUACCAAAAGAGGAAGAAGAGCAAAGCAAAAGUGUAUGUUUUUAUUCACCCCCCUCCACUUAAUUUCGGCGGCAUCCUCGCUUAGAAGCGUGCGUGUGUGUGCGAAGAACAAGAAGCAGCAACGAAACAACGACAACAAAAAAGUGUGCUGUGUGUGAAGAAGUGGUUGUGUCGUUUCGACGGUUUCAAGCUCCGCGAUUCUGUUCUGCUAAAAGGAGGAGGAAGCCUCACGGGGAGCCCCUUUUGCCCUUUUUUUUUUUUUGGUGGGAAAGAAAAUAAAAUGCCUACACCGUGCGCACAGUGGGCUGGUGUGAUAAGAGAAACGAAAACAAUUCACCACCCGUGACAAACCCGUGGUGCGGUAUCGUGCGAGGCGCCCCCCGGGAGGGAAUUUAUUUUUGCUUCGUUUGUUUCGCUUUGUUACGGUGCCGGGGCGCGCGCGCGGGUGGCUGUUAUCCCUUCCGUUGUUUUUCAUUGUGAGGAUAAUUCGAAACGCGCUUCGAGUGCGUCUGUGUGUGUGUGUGUAUGUAUUGAGUGAGCGAAGAGAGCCCCCAAACGGAACAAAAAGUGUGUGUGUGUGUGUGUGUUUGAAGUUUGAACAAUCGAGUCAGCACUGGUUUUGAUAGAGGUGCAAAACACUCGCCGAACAACAUUCAGCAACAACAGCAACAGCAACAACAACAGCAAUGCGACGUAACAAUCGUACCCGUGCCGGAGCAGGGGUAGGCGGUGGAGGAGGAGGAGGUGUGGCCGCGAUCAAUCCUGGCAUCAGCAUCAGCCGUGGCCGGGUAGCGACAACACGCGCCCACGAGACCCGCCUGUACGCGGAGGAACCGAGCAGCAGUGGCGCGGGUGGUUCCCGCCGGAAGGCAGCCCAGGCAGCGACUGGUGGUGGUGGCAGGAUGGCCGCAUCGCGCCGCAUCGAAGAGCUGUAUCAGCGGGCGGCCGAAAGCACCAUGUCCUCGCUGCUGUCCGGGUACGGUAUGCGCAAGGGGCUGUCCGAAUCGAUCCCGCCCGCAACGCUGAUCGAGCAUGUGGUGGCGGACGCCACCAUCGGGAUGCAGCAGCUGGGCAAGCGGCAGCGACAGCAGCGGCCGCUCGCCGGCUACCGGCAGGCCCGCGAAGCGCACAUGAUCAUUGACUCGGACGGUACGAGCGGCGAGGACGAUGACGACCAGCAGCAGCAGCGGCGCGUUGAUGAACAGCAGGACGAGGAGGAGGAUCGCUACCUGGAAGCCCUCGACGGUAUACGGUUGGAUGAGGAGGAGGACGAGGAGGAAGGGGAUGAUGAAGAGGAGGUGCAGACGGUGGUCAAUUCAUCCUCGGUGCGCUGGUCACGGCGCCAGCGGAAGGGCGGCCGAGCGGUGGCGGGCGCGUGCGAUACUACCUCGUCCUCGGUGCAUGGAGAAGAGGAGGACGAGGAAGACGAGGAAGAGGAGCACGGUGGCGGGCAAGCCCCGGAAGACGAGGAGGAGGACAACGAAUACGAAGGGCAGGAGGAGCUCGAGGGUGGCAUGCAGGGCGAUGAGGAGGAGGAGUACGAGGAGGCGGCCGACGGUGACGAACACGAACAGCAGCAGUAUCUGGAGGACGAGGAGCAGGAAGAGGUGGACGAGGAGCAGGAUCAGGAGUACGAGGAGCAGGAUCAGGAGUACGAUGAGGAAGCAGAGGACGUAGAGGAUGAGGAGGAGGAGGAGGAUGGUCAGCAUCAGGCGGCGGAGGAGGAUGAGGAGGAGGAGGAGGAGGAGGAGGAUGAUGACGACGUUAUCAUCCAGGACGAGGUGAUCGAUGUGGACGAGCAUGACGAGAAGCGGCAACUUCAGCACGCCAGACAUAAGGAGCAGCAGCAGCAGCAACAGAACGGUACCGAUGCGUCCAAGCGACAGGACAGUCCGGUGACGCAGACGCAGGCCGACAUCGACGAGCUGGAGAUGAUCAAAAUAUCGGCCAUCAACACAAAAGUGCAACUGAAUGACAGAGACAAAGUCAGUUUGGAGGAUUUCGAGCUGCUAAAAGUCCUUGGUACUGGAGCUUACGGCACGGUGUACUUGGUGCAAAAGCUAACUGGCGUAGAUAAGGACAAAAUCUACGCCAUGAAAGUGCUGAAGAAGGGCAUCGUAAGCUUGAAGAAAAAGACAGCAGAACACACGCGAACGGAACGACAGGUGCUGGAAGCAAUACAGGAAGCUCCGUUUCUGGUCACAAUGCAUUACGCCUUCCAGACCGACUCCAAGCUGUACCUGAUCUUGGACUACGUGAUCGGGGGCGAGCUGUUUACGCUGCUGUGCAAUCGAAUGCAUUUCGACGAACCGGCCGUGCAGAUCUACAUCGCCGAGAUAAUAGUCGCCAUCGAGCAUCUGCAUAAGCUGGGCAUUGUGUAUCGUGAUAUUAAGCUGGAAAACAUUCUGGUCGACGUGGACGGGCACAUCGUGCUGACCGACUUCGGGCUUUCGCGCGAGCUCGUUUACGAGAACGAGCGGGCUCACAGCUUCUGCGGCACGGUCGAGUAUAUGGCGCCCGAGAUAUUGAAGCCGACGCAGCAGGGUCACGACUCUGCCGUCGACUGGUGGUCGGUCGGUGUGCUAACGUUCGAGCUGCUCACCGGUGCGUCCCCGUUCACCGCGGACCAGAACGAGAUCGCCCGCCGCAUCACGGAAACGGAAGCGAUCAUCCCGGAGAACCUGUCGCCCGAGGCGACCGACUUCAUCCGCCGGCUGCUGGUAAAGGAUCCGAAGCGCCGGCUCGGCAGCGGCAAGGGCGAUGCGUCCGAGCUGAAGUCGCACCCGUUCCUGCGGUCGAUCAACUGGUCCCGGCUGGUGCGGAAGCAGAUCGAGGCGCCGUACCCGCCGCUGGCGGAGAACGAUCGCGACACGCGCAACUUCAGCUCGGAGUUUACCAAGCAGGAAGUGACGGAAAAGCCGUGCGAACCGCCAAAGAAUGCAGAUCGUUUGUUUAGAGGUUAUUCCUACGUAUCACCGAAGCUCCUUACCAAAAACGUCACCGAUCGGAACAAGUUCAUCCCGAUCCACAACAAGCGCCCGCUCGAGAGUUACAUUAGGAGAAGUGCGUCCAAGCAAUCGCCCUUCUUCCGAAAGUACGAACUGACCAGCACGCCGUCCAUCGGGUCCGGCGCCUACUCGACCUGCCUCAAGUGCCAGCGGUUGCGCAGCAACAGUGUCUUCGCCGUCAAGGUGCUCUUCAACCAUCCGCACACGGCCGCGUUCGCGCGGCACGAGGCGGACGCGCUGCGCCAGUGCCAGGGCCACCCGCACGUAGUGCGGUUCGUCGAGCUGCUGGAGGACGCCAACUACAUCUAUCUCGUGCUGGAGCUGCUCGAGGGUGGCGAGCUGCUGCAGCACCUCAACCGGCAGCAGCACCAGCUGACCGAGGGGCGCGUCCGGGGCUACUUCUCCCAGCUGGUCGAUGCGGUCGCCUACAUCCACCGGCAAGGGUACGCCCAUCGCGAUCUGAAGCCGGAGAAUGUGAUGCUCGAGCGGUCGUCCUCCGACCAGCUGCGGCUGAUCGAUUUCGGCUUCGCCCAGCGGCUGGACAGCAACGACGCACCGCAGCCGGCCGGUACGCUCGGAUACGCGGCGCCCGAAGUGCUCGUCGGCAGCACAGGGCAGAAGAGCACGGCCAGCAACAGCUCGUACUCGCUUGAAACGACCGACCUCUGGUCGCUCGGCGUCAUCCUCUACACGAUGCUGUGCGGGCAGGCACCGUUCACGCCGCGCCAGUUCUUCGGCCACGACAACCUUGCCUCGACGUCGAAGCAGAUGGAAAUCAUCACCGACAAGAUACGGCGCGGUUCGUUCGAUCUCAGCUCGAGCAUCUGGAUGGGUGUGAGCGAAGGGGCGAAAAGUUUGGUGCGCUCGCUGCUGACGGUCAAUCCGGACCAGCGCAUCACGAUGCAGGAGCUGCUCGGCCACGAGUGGCUGCUGUGCGAAUCGUCCGGCGGUGGAAGGCGAGGGCAGCAGCAUUCGCUCGCACCGUACAACCGGGGCCUGCCGAGCCAGGCCCGGCUACCGUACGAGCAGCUGCAGACGAACGUGCGCAACACGUACGACGCAUUUAAGCUGGCGGAGCAGGGCGGCUUCCGGUUGCAGAACGAGGGAAGCGCACGGCGGCAAAGGAGUGCGGCUGCGCUGGUAGCGCAAACAGCGACGGUUUCAUCAUCCCAGCACCAACACCACCACCGGUCCAACAAUCGCACGGAGAGUAGUAGUAGCAGCAGUGGGCAGGUGGUAAAAUCGAACUCCAAAACAACCGCAGUGCCUGACCACCGGAACGCUUCGCCGAGCAGUAAAGCCAGUAAACGAACCACCGCACACCACCAGCAGCAGAAGGAGGAAGUGGCGGCCGACCUGUCCGUAUCGACGACGAAAUCGGUCGAGUCGCAGUACAGCAGCUCGCUGGAGGAGAGCACCUCGAGCGGCAUCGGGCGCAGCAAGAGCAGCAAGAGCAGCCUGUCGCACUCGGGCAGCCCGAUGCGCGAUGCGCGCCACUUGUCGAACGGAUCGGUCGUGAUCGUGCUCGAUGACGACGAGGAUGAAGUGCCGAACGUGCGGCAGCAGCAGCAGCAGGAGGAGGAGCAGCAGCACAGUAGUGCAGCGCUGCCGGAGACAAGCGUGCCGUCGACUGAGCCGACGGAACCAUCGCCCGCUGAAGCGGAAAGCAUUGCGCCGGCGGUGGCACGCGUGACGCUACAGGAAGAUGAAAGUAAUAAGGACAGCGAAGCGAAGGAAUGCGGGAAGGAUUUGGAGGAGGAAAAACCGGCGGACGAAAUAGUUGCCGACGUGGAGGAGGAAGAGGAGGAGCAGGAGCAGGAGGAUGCCGAGAUGGUGAGCUACGACGUCACAAACAAGGUGCCGGAAGUGGAAGCAACGGUGCCGGAACAGACAAUAUGCAGCAGUAAGCCGCCGGAAGCGGAAAAGAACAAUAACGAAUUGGUGGUGGAGGAGAGCGGACUGGCAGCACUGGCGACGGUGGAAAAGUCCGCCCAAGCCGGUAGCGAAGUGUUCGUUAAGCAGGAGGCACAGCUUAUUACCGCCUUCAUGCCGGAAGAGGACAUUAUGGGCGGCGAAGAUUUCUCCGAUACGACCAAAGCGAUACUGGGCGAUUCGCUGAACUUAGUACCAGCCCUGGACAGCAGUCGUAGUAGUAGUAGUAGCAGAUGUAGUAGUAGGCAAGCUGGUGAGAAAAGCCGAAGCAGAAGCAGUACAGCUCGUACCAACAAGAGCAAAGAAAACGAACGGCCAACAGCAGAACCGUCACCGUCCGCUCUCCUGCCUGUUGCUAGUGCGAAAAGUGAUAAAAGUAGUAGUGGUGGUGGUGGUGGUGGUGGUGGUGGUGGUAGUAAUAACAAUAGCAACGCUAGCAAUGUCAACGCUCGCACGCCAAACCGAACGCCGGCGGGAGUGAGGGUGAAAAAGGAGAAAGAAUUCAACCAGGAACCGCUGCAACCAACCACCACAUCGACGCCCCCCAGCUGGCACAAUGUACCCAAAGAACCGUGGUGCUUCAGCGACCUGAUCACGCCGGUGCUGGUAAAGCAAGAGAUAUUUGCCAACCUUCACCUCGCUAGCAGCCACCAAUUGCUGACGGCGGGCAUGCGCUCCCUCUCGGUCGCGUCGGACGACGAUGACGUGCUGUUCCUUGGCACUGGCCCUUCGUCGGACGUUUUCGUCGGGUUCGAGCACGAGGAGUGCAUGCAGUUUAUCGGUUUCAGCGAGAGCGAUUGCGGCGUGCGGUCCCAAUUCACGGCAACCGAGGGCAAACCGUUCGUGGCCAAGCAGGAGCGGCAGCUCUUCGGCCAGAUACGCAAACGCCGGCCCGAGCUUUGCUUCGACGAGCCGCGCCCGAAGCGCUUGCGGCAGCUGGAACGGAAAAACUACUCGCUUUCGCAACGGCGACGGCCAACGUUUGGCUUUGACAGCAUACUGUACGGGUCGGGCGACAGUGGUCCGGUGUUAUAAUAUACGAGCGGCGGAUGCCCGGUGGAGCCCCCCCGGCUUCAGUGAGGCGAUUGCGUGUGUGCGUGUGUUUGAAGGGAUUACAGUGAUUGAUAUUUAUUUAUUACCUUUUUUUACCAAAAGAUUGUACGCAAAGGGAUGCCAGGGAAGGGGGAAUGAAUGGAUAGAUGGACAAGCUUCUGGAUGAGCCUAUCGUUGUGUUACGGUUGCUCUUUAUUACGGUUUAAUCUUGCACACACAAACACACACACACCCACACACUGUACAAUUGUACUGCUACCCGGAUAAAGUAUGGUUUUUUAGUACCCACUUCGUUUUAGGUAAAUGAGAGGCAUGAGCAAGGAACCGAUUUUAUUCUACAAGUAGAUGGCCUUUAGCUCUAUCGUGCGCUCACCAUGAGAAUGAUUUUAGAUUACCGCCCUUAACAGUAGUCAGUGAAGCGAGGGGGAGCGUUUUUAUGUUUUGGAAUAUCAGCCCCCUGACCACGCGGGUUCCGGACGAAAAGGGUUGACGUUUUAUACUGGUACUGACCUGUCGCCUCCUUUACUCUAAAUGGUGUGUUAUGGUUUUUGUAGAAUCUUUUCUUCACUAUUUUGCGUUGCGGAAUCAUUUUGUACAUAUAUACAUACGUUCGUUUUGUUUGCAUUAAUUAUAACUUUAGCUCUUUUGUAGUUUUCCCCCUCUUCUGCUAUCCUAACAUGUAUGUCACGAAUGAUUUUUGUUUAAAUCCGAUCAUGUAGAUUAAAAAUUAUUUUUUUUGUUUUUUUUUGUUUACCACAUGACUGGUAACGGGAGAAAUGGUAGCUAAAGAAGAGAAAGAUGUGAAAGUAGAGGAAGGAAGACGCUUUCCGGUAAAAAAGGAAUCGUUUUUUUCCAAAUACUUGUAAAUAACAAGGAAAAGUGCACUUACAUGGCAGAGGAAACGCGUUGGAGUAGGCUUUGACUGUUCGUGCAGGGUUAAUAAUGAGGAAUAUAUGUGAAGCGCAACAAUAUGAAUCUCAACCGUUUGCCCUUGGUUUAUAGAGCGAUGCAUUCGAUACGGCAGCUUCCCUACACCGAAUGAGGUGCAUGUUUAGAACAAUGGAGUGUAGUAGUAUCAAUGAUUCUCAAUGCAACACACACACACACGUGAAAGUGUAAAAUAGUAAAUAGGACAAGCGGCAGGCCAUAACGACGCGAAUGAAGGAUCAGUGACGGCGGUGCAGCUCUUGGGAGAGGUUUCAACCACUCUUCCAUCAGCGUAGGCCGCGUUAACUACUCUUUUAUUCGGUGAAUGCCAACCAAAACGCAUUGUACAGCAGCAUCCCUGUUCUGUCCCUGAUCAUCCUCUGGUGUGUUCAGCUUCGGAGGAAGCCAACAGAAAAGAAACGAUAGAAAAUCGGUUUGUUUUUAUACAGCAAGGAAUAGUGAACAUGUAAAUUGUGUUAUUAAGUAAUCCAAUUAAAACACGUACACGUAUCGAAUAGUUUUAUCUACAACAAGUGUAAAUUUUGACCGAUUAGUGCAUGUGUGUGUGAGUGAGUGAGUGAGAAGGGUAGCAUAGAGCGAAAAGCAGACCAAAGUCGUAGUAGCGAACGAGCCUUAAAGAGUGAUCCAGGAGGGGGAUAGAAAGGAGAGCCCACUUUUGGUUCAUACUUAAAACAAGUGUGUAUGUGUGUAUUGAGUGUUUGUGUGUAUGGUGUGUGUGUGAAGCAGAAGAAGUUUAAUAAUUGUGCAAAGAUCACAUCGAUCUGUCAUCAGUUUAGUGUAUGAGAAGGUAAUGCACAUACUGUUUCACCGCUAACACAGAAACAUCACGAUGUGUUUGGAGUUUUAUCAACGCCUAGAUAUAAAGACACAAAAAAUGCAUAUACAAUACAUAAAAUGUGGACCUCUGUCUCUCGAGGAGGGCAGGCAGGAGAGGGAGGUCGCUAAUUAUGGAUACAUUUUUAGCAGUGCGUGUUAGGCAGGACAAUUAACAAUAUUGUAAGUUAAUUAUUAACAAAAGGCACAAGUGCGUGUAGGAAAUAAUGAAAUUGUAAAUUCUUUUCUUGUAAAAUUAAGUCUGCAUUAUUAGUAGCGUGUAGCAAUAUGAAAACCAACACUCACACACAAACACACACACACACACCCAUACAGACCAGGCUCGGUGAUCUUUCAUAUCAAACAAGUGAAAUGGAAAAAAAGGAAGCAAAGGUGUAAUGAUCGUGUAAAGAUGCACAGCUGUAAAAAGAAGCAAAAGCAAGAUGAAACAAGAAGAAAAGUUUUAUAAUUUAUACCUAAACAUUACUGCUAUCUACAAGAUACUGCAAGAUAUUGCAAACACACACACAAGUAUAUUAUAGUGUAGUGUUAAGGUGUGUUAAAGUGCAGCAGUGCAUUAGCACACACUUAUGGUUUUGUUUUUUUAUAUGUAUGGUCGGUUCGUGGCGCUGCCCAUGGCUUACGGUGCAUAAAGAUAAAAUGAAAGCUAAGCACACAGUUCGGCGGCACCGGCAAACAGCGAUAGCGGAAAUGAGAGGAACUAAAGGACGAUGAAAAGAAACCAUUAAUAUAUACAAAUAUAUAUGUAGGUAUGCAUACAAAAACACUUAGUUCGUUAAGUAGUCAGGCACGGUGCAAAAGAGGACGAAGGACGAAACAGACAGAUAGUAUAAUAAUAACAUUAACAAUAAUAAGAGACAGAGAGAGAGAGAGAGAGAGAGAGAGAGAGAGAGAGAGCGAGUGAAGAGGAAACGUGUUUAGCUAAAUAAUGUUUGCUUCUCUUUACCUUACCCCUCCCUCCCAGCUACCCUUUUUUCCUAUACACACACACGCACUAUAGCACCUCGCUAAUUACGUGGGUGUUUUAAGUGUGUUAAUUGCUGGUUUUCCUUAUUUUUUGUUUGUUUUUCUUUUUUUUUUUUGUUUUGUUGUAGCAAUGCUUAGUAGCAAUGUUUAGUGAUAGGUAAUUUUCUAGUGGGUUAAACUUUAUGGUGGUCAGAUUUAAACAAAAAAUCACACAAACACACAAACACACACGUACACUGCAAAUGUGCAGCAUCGAUUGUUUUCCUUGUUAGGUUUAUAGUGAGAGAGAGAGACAUAGCAAAAAAAAUGCAAUACACCAUCAUCGUUAGUGUGUGUUUGUUUGCGUGCCGUGUGUAUUAGAAGUUUUGUAUUAUGCUCGUACGACAUCGUUUUAACAUCGCCACAGGAUAAAACAAAGCAAAGUUGAUCUUUACACAGCAGCGCAAAAGGGGCGGUGAGCGUUUUGCUCACUACUUGCGCAACAGAUACACAGACCAAUUUAGAGCAGAUCACAGACACAGACACACACACACAGAAACACAGGGAGAUGGGAAGAAGCAUACAAAGGCAAAAAGAGCCCAGGUUAAGGAAUAGUUUUGACAAACACCUCACAUUAUAGAGAGAACAAAAAAACACAGACAGAAUGAAUGAAUAAUACUUUGAUAAUUUAAAUA